Molecule: messenger RNA, 1171 nt
Organism: Megalops cyprinoides (Indo-Pacific tarpon)
Lineage: Eukaryota; Metazoa; Chordata; Actinopteri; Elopiformes; Megalopidae
Gene: nudt7
Product: nudix (nucleoside diphosphate linked moiety X)-type motif 7
Exons: 3
Coding region: 476-1147 (223 amino acids)
Biological process (GO): coenzyme A catabolic process
Molecular function (GO): acetyl-CoA hydrolase activity; coenzyme A diphosphatase activity
Source: RefSeq, a predicted model, not a curated record
AGCAAACGAGUGUUCAGUUGCCACACGAAAGCUUAAUUUCUGUCCGAGAGGUGCUGCUUGCGAUUUUGUUGCUGUCGUUUAAUGUAUGGGUUGCUUCGGAUGUUCAGUUUGCUAGCUUUCGGACUCGCUAGAUUUUAGCUUUCAAUAUUGCUAACUUGAUGACAAGAGCUUGGUGGAAACUUUUGAUGAAGUUCAUUAGCUGUUCACUAGCUGUAGCUAGCUAAGUUAGCUAAACAUGUCAUGCGGUUAUUGUGUACGUGCAGCAUGCAUUUCGGUACAUCAGAAUGCUAUGACGUAUAUUCAGCAUCUAAGAACGGUGCAACAGUACGGUGCGGGUACAUGGGGUGACAAGUGACAAGACGCAGUCAUUUCUCAAACUACAAGAUCGCGAAACUGGGUCUGAAAGAAGCGCUCAGGUCCUAAAUUAAGUGAUAAAUGAUAGCUUGUCAGCCGUAGGUAGAUAGAUCAAUUUAUUAUGAUGGACGACAUUAAAGGAAAGAUUAAAGACAAUCUGAAGCAACACGAAAUCGGAAGCACAUUUUCAUAUCUACCGGUUUUGCCAAAAGCUUCAGUGCUGAUACCAUUAUUUGUGAAAAAAGGAGAAAUCCAUGUACUCAUGACACUUCGUUCAUUGCAGCUGAAAAGCAAUGCUGGGGAGGUGUGCUUUCCAGGUGGCAAGUAUGACCCAAGGGACCGUGACGAGAUAGACACUGCUCUCAGGGAAGCUGAGGAAGAAAUAGGCCUCACUCCAGAUAAGGUGGAGGUUGUUUGCAAGCUUUUCCCGAUAAUAAAUAAGAGCGGCCUUUUGGUGACCCCGGUGGUCGCCUUCAUCGAGGACUUGUUCGAAGCUCAGCCCAACCCAGCGGAAGUGAGCGACGUCUUCUCCGUACCGCUGGAAUACUUCUUGGGCCAGGCAGGCCAUUCCUCUUACACUGUGCCUGGUUUCAGUGGGAAAGUUCACAACUUCCUGUACCAGGAUUUGCAGUCGGGAAAGGUGCACCAGAUAUGGGGACUGACAGCCGUGCUGGCGAUAGUUGUCGCUGCUCUAGCUCUCAGAAAAAAGCCGUCCUUUGAAACUGGCUUUGAUACUGACAACCCACUCCCCCACUUCCAGCGCAAUCUUAAUUUGCGCAUCAGCAAGCUGUGAUUGGCUUCAUGGGGGCAUGUACGU